CUACGCCCCUUUGAUUGUCUGUUGUUCACACUGGCCUCAGAGCGAGAGCUCCUGUGACAGAGGGCUGCUUUGAUUCAUGCUGUUGUGGAGCCUCAUUUUGGGAUUUGAAGAACAAUUAAUGCGGCUAGAACAGAGCGCAUGAAGGAUGAGAAGAUGAAUGUGGAGGCUCUAAGCAGAGCAGAGCUGCUGACUCUCCUCAGUAUUUUGGAGGGAGAGCUGGAGGCCCAGGAUGUGGUCAUACAUGCCCUCAGGGCUCAGCACAGAGAUGCUUUUGUCCAGGAGCGUUACGGCCAGUAUGACCUCAGCGAUCCAUUCCUGGCCCUGCAGCGGGACAGCGAGUCAGAGGAGCGCCAGAACACACUCACUGAGCCUCACACACACCUGCAGGGCCGGGCGGUGGGCCCAAACCCUCUGGCUGUGCUUAAACUGGUCAUGGCUCACUGCAAGAGGAUGCAGGAAAGGAUGAUGGGACAGUUGGCUGCUGCUGAGAGCAGACACAGGAGGGUGAUAGCUGAUCUGGAGGAGGAGAAACGACGGCAUGCCCAGGAUUCUGCGCACAGUGAUGAUUUCACCUUCAUGCUGCAGACAGAAAGAAACAAACUGCUGCAACAGUUGGAAGAUGAGCGUACAACAGUACGAAGGUUAGAGAAGGAAAAAGCACAGGCAGUGAGCCAGGUGGAGGAGUCACAGUCCCAACAGCAGCAGCUCUCCUCAACUCUGACUCUGGAGCGCCAGAAAGCCAGCAGCCUGGCUCAGGAAGAGGCUCAGAAGGUCUGCCAACUUCGCAUCUUGCUCCAAGAGGAGACCAGUGCCCUGGAGAAGCUUCGGGGAGUUCUUGAAGAUGAGAAGAGCAGGGCAGCCCAGCUACAGGCCGGGUCUGAGAGGCAGCUGGCUGAGUUUGACACAGAACGAGAGCAGAUGAAAGCCAGGAUCAGCAAAGAGGAAGAGAGGAGUAGGGAGCUGGAGAGACAGCUGGAGGAGCUGAGGAAGAGGUUGGUUGAAACUGGAGGAUGUAAAGAAGAGGUAAAGGAGGCUGUGACAGAGGUCAAAGAGUCACUUUCCAAGAUGAUGAUGGUGUCCACAUCUGUUCAGACUGAGCCGGAUGGAAAGAUAACUCCUAAUUCCACCUCACUGUCAAAGGUCAAUGGCUAUCACACUUAUAAAGAGACAGAACCGACACAGGAAGGCAGAGGAGCAGAAAAUGGAGCGGUGGUAGAGAAUGGGGGAGGAGCACUUUUGCAUUCCCCUCUUCACCCUCAUCCUCAACCUCAUCCUCACUCUCCCUCCAGCACAGCCUCUUCUUCCCUCUCCUCUUCCCCCAUUUCCUCCCCCGUUCUUGCCAAGCGUCUGGGCAGCCCGGGCUUCCACCAGUCCUCCUACCAGGCUGGAGUCAACCAGCGAUUUCAGGCUGCCAGGCACAAGUUCCAGAGCCAGGCCGAGCUGGAUCAGCAGCAGUAUGGUGGCCCUCUUUCCCCCAGGGACCUCUCCCCGACCACCUCUUCCAUCCCUCCCCCACCAGAGCACAGCACAGCUAAGCAGCUGGCCCGCAACACUGUCACUCAGGUGCUGUCCCGCUUCACCAGUCAGCAGGCUGGUGUCAAGCUGGCACCAAUCAGCAGCUCUCCAUUUGGUACAGACUACCGUAAUGUAACAGCAUCUCCACCCGGGGGGAGGUCAUCUUCUUCAGGGCCUCUGUCUCCAGGCAUCCGCUCCCCCCUCACUCCUCGCUCAGAGAGGACCCAUCCUCCUCCGAUCCUUCCCAAGAAGCCAGGCGUGAGUUCAACUCCAGGCUCCCCAAGUCACUCUGCUCGGACCAGCCUCUUCCCAGAGCUGACAGGGAACUGUGGACACAGCAACAGUGGGCAGGAGGGAGCCAAGGAGCCAGACCUGGUUUUAUCUUCUAGCAGCUAAUGGCCAGAUCAUACAAACUAACUCCUACAAUGAGUCAAGCCUAAAUCAGUUACUGUAAUAUUCAUCUUUGCCAUCCCUUAACCCCACUUCAUAAUCAGUAGUAUAGACACUUUAAAGCUGGACUGGUUCAAACAGAUGCAUUUAAGAGUUUGUCGCAUCCCUACCUCUAUACCACAAACUGAGAAACAAUCUGAAAAGAACUAUUUGAAAAAAAAUAUAGUAUUUUAUGGAUUUUUUAAAAUUUGAUUUAAUAUUUAUAUUAACAUUCCUGUCUUUAUUCCUUUAUAUUGAUUUUUUUGUAAGUUUAUCCUGUGCAUUUUCCACUUUAAUAUAUUAAGGGUGUUUAGAGACCAUAUAUAUGAAGAGACCAAGCUAAAUACCUGUUUGGUUUUGAAGAUUUCAUAGUGCAACACUCCUUUUCUUUUCCUUUAAUGCUCAAAUUGCCAGUCCUGUUAGAAUACUUUAGUCCGAGGCAAAACCAUAUAGCAAGUAGAAGGGCUAAAAUAUAUGGAUUUAGAGUAUAGCAAAUGUGUAGCUAUCACCAUUUCACAAUUAGUGAGUAGUUUGCAACUGUUUUUCUUAUGCAGUUCCUGUGGAGAUGGUUCAUGAAAACAUUAUACUGUUAGUUUAAAGAAUUCUCAGUUGAUUCUCUAUGAAUGAACAUCACAUGCUUGUGCUGUCUUGUCUUGAAAAGGGAGAGCACACUUUGUACUACAUUACUGUAAAAUACUUUAUGUCUACAAUUUAAAAUGUUUUGUUUAGGGUAGAUUCAUUUCUGCUUCACCCAAACAAAGAAGGACUAUGUAUCAUGAUUGUGAUAACUCUUUGGGAUAUUGCAUCAGUGAACAUAAUGGGGACUAAAGGUUUGAAUCUCGCUACUGUAACUGUAGUUUUUAUAAUAUCUCUCAAAUAAGUGGCUUAGUAUUGUGUCGUGUCCUAAGAGUGCUACACAUCAGAUGUUUGUUUACCGUUUAGGUUUACCAUGUUUUUUAUGUUUUCUGGCUUUAAAACCAAGAAUUGAUUUUAAGUCAGUGCUAUUUUAGCCAAUCAAUUUAAAUCUGUAGAUUUAUACACCAUUUGUCUGUGAGGGGCAAUGACCCUCAGCUGUCUCUAGUAAAUAUGCAUAUCAUGAACACCUGCAACAUUUAGUGCUAUUUUAAAUAAACUGCCUAUGCCUUAAA
Siniperca chuatsi (mandarin fish) is the source of this 3092-nucleotide messenger RNA. RefSeq names its product CTTNBP2 N-terminal like b (gene cttnbp2nlb). The coding region runs from base 139 to 1911 and encodes 590 amino acids. NCBI's taxonomy places the organism in Eukaryota, Metazoa, Chordata, Actinopteri, Centrarchiformes, Sinipercidae. The transcript is spliced from 5 exons. The record is from RefSeq and is a predicted model, not a curated record.